AUGAAUUCCUCCUCAGUCCUACGGGCCGAUUUAACCGGCCUAUUGCUCGAGGGGAUAUUGUUCGGGUGCUUCACUAUCCUGUACCCCAUUUCGUUAUGGAUGCUUGUCUACAAGCACAGACGUCGCGGGUAUACGAGGCUGGGAAUGUUCCUCUUCGCUAUAGUGACCACCAUGUUCCUGCUCGCGCUGACGCAUCUCACUCUCCUCGCCGAUGACGUUAUUGAGGAUUUUGCGAACCACAGUGCGGUUGCAAACGGUCCACUGAUCUUCUUGGUGUCGGGGAGCGGCCAUAGCACAACGGUCGCGAGUAUAGUCAUCCAUGCAGUGGUUUCCUGGAUAGGAGACAUUUUCAUGACCAUCGGGGAAUCCGCCUUCGGCAGGCAUGAAGAACACCCCAUCCGGGAUCCGCGCAAGACAUUCGUACAUGCCCUGCAAGGUCGCCCAGGUCGCGCUCGGACCCCCUCCGUCGACGGGCGCUCUCCGCGCCGCGGGGCGCGCUAUUCUGUGCAGGACGUGACGCCGCCGCCGCUGCCGUCCCGGGCCUGCGGCGACGGGUUUGCUACAGUGGUAACCGGCCUUUGCGUAUACGCGUUCAAGAACUCCCACCUCGAUGGCGGUGAAGCCUUAUACGCCGACAACGUAUACGCGCUAAUGACAACCUACUUGGCGCUCGUCCUGGCGAUGAAUAUAACAACGCUAGCGCUCAUCCUCGGUCAGCUCAUGCGGCACGACCGAAUGAUCCGCGAAUACCGCGUUGACGCCCCCGGCCCUACCAUGCCCUGGCGCGUAGCCCGCACGAUCGUGCAAUCGGAAGCAGUGUACUCCGCCACCAUCCUCGCAAAUCUCAUCCUCUACGUCACGCGCUCCUCAGGCUUCUUCGUCACCUCGUUUAUGCUCCCGCCGCUUGUCGGCAUCUCGUUCACGCUCAUCAUCACCCAUUCCGGCCUCGACGAGAUCAUGGGCCAGUUAAAAAUGGCCAACGACGCGGCGCACGACCUCGAAUGGGUAGUCAACAAAUCCUUGAAGGAUUCCCUGGCGACUACUAGUUUGCAAUCGUCGUGGACAGCAGUGACAGUAUCCACCUCUUCCCAGACAUCUCUCCAUGGAACUUGAAUGGAGUGUCGGGCUCUAUAACGUUGUAAGGCAUCAGAUAUAAUGCAUUGUUCCUCUCAGGCUCUCGAUCCCGCCAGGCCUGUACUAUAGUAGGCUACACAAAGCCGCCCUUAUACUCCUGUCUCGCUCCUGUCUCGCAGUGGAACGACGAACUUUGCUCGGGAUCGUGAUCUCCUCAUUACUUGGACAGAAGGUAGACUCGUCAGACGAGUCCGAAGCUUGCACUGCCGCGAUU
Molecule: messenger RNA, 1348 nt
Organism: Trametes versicolor FP-101664 SS1
Lineage: Eukaryota; Fungi; Basidiomycota; Agaricomycetes; Polyporales; Polyporaceae
Exons: 9
Coding region: 1-1113 (370 amino acids)
Source: RefSeq, a predicted model, not a curated record